Molecule: messenger RNA, 12947 nt
Organism: Paramuricea clavata
Lineage: Eukaryota; Metazoa; Cnidaria; Anthozoa; Malacalcyonacea; Plexauridae
Source: the annotation of a GenBank genome assembly
AUGAAAGAAUACUUGAAUAGCAAAGGUUAUGAAAAUAUACACCACUUUGCUCAUCAAGAAGUUUCCUCGUUGGAUAUUCUUCAAGCAAUGAUGCAAGCUUUUCUAAUCUCGCCACAAAAUUUAUCUUUAUUGAGAGAAAUGAUGGCAUUUUGUUCCAGGAAUUACCUCGUACAACGCAUUGACGAGUUUAACAACAACAGUGCCGUUUUCAAAAAAGGUUUGUGCGUUUCUGUAUCCGUUUUCACGUAGUCCAUUUGAAUUAAACAUAAGCUAUCUAGUAGUAUACAGAAAAAAUAAUUUAUUUUAGGUUUCCUCCUGUAGUAUGACUGGAUCUGGAUCAGUAAGAGAUGAUCGUUACUGGACCUCCAGGAAGAAUAAUUUAGAACUGAUAGAGCUAUCCAGUAUAAGUAAAGUUAGUUUGUGUUUCCUUCUGUAGUAACACUGGAUCAAUAAGAGGUCACCCUUACUAUAUCUCUAAGGAAAACAGUUACAACUAUCCAGUAUAAAUAAAGUUUGUCUCGUUAUUUAUUAGUUCCAUAUGGAUUGCGCAAUCUUCCUCGUGAUAUGGUGGACCGUCCAUCGGAAGUGGAUGACAUAUUGACCUUACUUAAGGCGGGGAAUAAUAGAGUGGGUGUGGUCGGAGUUCGUAGCGGUGACGUCAUUGGUAUUCGUGGUAUGGGAGGCCUCGGUAAAACCGUCUUAGCCCAAGCCAUUUCUUGGCGUGUCGCAGUGGCCCGUCAGGUUAUCUGGCUUGACAUUGGCCAGUCUCCAGACUGCUUAGCAUUAAUUAACACCCUCGUUAAAGCUCUUGGGGGAGCAGUAUCAUUCAGUGAUAUCCCCAGCGCGCAAGCCUGGGUACGAGAAAAUACGGUAUGUAUGUUUGUAAUUCUCAUUAAUAAAUCAUGAAAAAACAGAAAGGAAAUAAUGAUCGAGAAGGAGCUUUUAUAUCUGAUGCAAAAUCCAGCUGAUUUACACGAACUUUGAGUCCAUUUUCUCACCAAAUAUCAUUCAUGUGUUUAAGAUGAAGAAUACGAAAGUUUCACUGGCUAUAUGCAGCCAGGGAGCUCUAAACAGGGUGUUUUAGAGCGCCCUGAUACAGCAUUCGCGCGCGUGUGUUGUAUAAGAUAGAUAUUAAACACUUCGGCUCAUGUUUGUAUAUAUGGCUGCUAUCUCGCUGCCCAGUUUUGGGGGAACACGAAUGCAGCGGGUGAUAGUCUGCUACUGUAAGUCGGUACUUUGGUUGGGUAACUUCUCUAUGAAGUCUUAGUUGUGGAGCACGUGGACAACCACACUCUGUGUAUAGUCAACCUAAAUGAUAUUCUGCUAACUAACUACCUGUAAUUGUUUUUGUUUGUGGAAACACCACGUAAAUUUAUUACUGCAAAGCUUUCGAUCCUUAAGCCCGGAUCUUCAUCAGUGCUAAUAAUAUGUGACUUGUUUAAUUCACACGCUCUUUUUAUAUACAAGAGUGUCGUGAUCUGUUGGCUCGCGUCAUUUGAAAUUUAAUUAAACGGCACAUCAACCACGUCAUUUCAAACGUAGUGAAGUGAUUCCAAUUAACGCGCGCGCAUCCAAGACAAGAGAAAUUAAAUUUGCACAUUAAAGAGAGCACGCCACGUACUAUCUAGUGGCUUUCCCUCCUGAUCUAUAGUAUUGUGCUUCUCGAUUUCAAUUGACUCUCUCAUUUUGCGAGAGAACUUAUGACUAUCAAUCGCCAAAAUGGUUGCUUCGUCCCAUUUUAUACGAUGGUCGUAAGUCCAAGUAUGUUUAGCCACAGCAGAUUUAUCUUGCUCGGCUUUCUCGCAAUUCGUCUUGUGUUCCUUAAGACGUACUGAGAGAUUUCGACCAGUUUCACCAAUGUAAACCAGACCACAUUCACAAGGAAUGCGGUACACACCAGGUUUCUGAGAUUCAUUUACGUUGUCCUUAUGUGUGCAAAGAGCUCGAAACAAUUUGUUUUCGCUGGAAUGGUAUACCUUUAUACCUGCUUCAUUCCUCAAAAUUCUUUCGAUUUUGUGUGAAGCCGGACCAAUGUAUGGUAGACAAACAGACGACUGAUAUUCAAUCUUCUGCUGUAUACUUUGUGGCGUUUUCAUAGCAUUAUCUAUGAAAUGCCGUGGGUAACCAUUCAUUUUUAGAACAUUUCUUAAAUGUUCUAAUUCAUCGUCAAUGUUACUUACCUCACAAAUUGUUAUCGCUCGGUUGAUGAGUGUCUUGCACACAGAGUUUUUAAUACUAGGAUGAUGAAAUGAAUUAUAAUGCAGAUACCUGUCUGUAUGUGUUGGUUUCCUAUAAACCUUGUGUCCUAGCGACCCAUCAUCAUGUAUAGUGAAAAGAACAUCUAAGAACGGUAUAGUUAUAAAAAGAGCGUGUGUAUAUAAAAAGAGCGUGUGAAUUAAACAAGUCACAUAUUUUAGCACUGAUGAAGAUCCGGGCUUACGGAUCGAAAGCUUUGCAGUAAUAAAUUUACGUGGUGUUUCCACAAACAAAAACAAUUAUAUUUUAUCGCCAUGCAAACAUUCAAAGAACUUAUAACUACCUGUAACUAAAUGUGUUUGUAGGUUAAUAAAGAUUGUCUACUAGUUCUUGAUGAUGUUUGGGAUAUUGAACAUGCCAGCGUUUUUGAUUACUUAUCUGGAGAAUGCCAAUUACUAAUAACAACAAGAGAUUCCAGUGUCGUUCGUGGCUUGAAAGGUUCUGCUGUGUACGAACUCCAAAUUAUGGCACAGAACAAAUCCAGAGCGCUCUUGUAUCAAAGCGCUCAAGUAACGUUAACAGAAAAGUCGAAAUUUAGUUCGAACAUGCAACGAAUUGUUGUAGAAUUGUUAGAACAAUGCCGUGGUCUACCGCUGGCUUUAUCACUCGUGGGCUCAAUUUUAACGGACACUCGUGUCGAGCAAGACUGGCAAGAUAUCUUAGACGACCUUAAGAAUGCUGACUUGGCAGAAUUACGAUCACUGUUUCCCAAUGGCACCUACCCGUACGACAGUCUUUUAGCAGCCAUUAAUGUGAGUUUUCAACGUUUGCAGAAAGGAGAACAAGAAAAAUUCUUAGAUUUUGCAAUAUUUCCUGAAGAUACGGAUAUACCGUCAGAUAUUCUCGAGCUGUUUUGGUCUUCACAAGGUUCUGGGAGAAAUACGUGUAGCGCUCGGGCAGGAAGACGCAUACUUAGCGUACUUGAGAGAAAAUCAAUGAUUCAAAAAGGUAUAGAAAGGGAGAAGGUUCGAGUGCACUGGGCACCCCAGGGUAUUAGAAUGCAUUGGACGCAUUGAUUUGGUAAAGCUACGUUUACACGAUGCGAUUUGUCGUGUGCGAUUCGUAUUCUGGCUUAUUCUCUUCAUUCAUAUUAUGGCGAAAUUUGAAAUGCAACCACUUCACACGUGCUUAUACUUGAUUACAUACGCCAGAAUACGAGCUUAACGUGGCGAAACGUGACUUAAUAGACAGAUUUAGAUCGAGGACGCGGACGUCAAAGACGACGUGAAAAUGUCGUCAAAAUGGUGUGGCAUAUCCUUACAUGGGCACAACACGUCCGCGUCCUUGACGUCCGCGUCCUCGAUCUAAAUCUGUCUAAGGGACUGGUCAUAAAGUAACUGCUAGGGUGGGCUGGAGGUAAAUCACAAAUUUUGCCAAUAAGUUCGGUGACCCAUCUUAGGAUGUAGAUAAAAAUUUCAAAGCCCAUCUUAUCUUACAAAAAAUUUUUCAUGACCCACCCAAUCUUAAAUUGGGAAAAUACACUUUUAUAAUAAAUAAAACUUGCAGGUAUGAACAUUGUAAAAUACACGGCACUGUAUUGACACACAUAAUUCCACCAAGCUUGACGAACGCGUUGAUACUGAGCUGCUCUCCAGUUGGUUGUAUUUGCUGUGAUUCGACCACGUCUUGUUGUUGUAUAAAUAAAGUACUGCUUCAAUAGCAUCAUUUGCAUUUGAUAAUUUGGAUAGUUUUGUUCACUUUUAUUAUUAACAUAUUUAUUUUUUGAAGUAGACAUUCAUGGGUUUUUGUUUAGUGGCCCAACCGUGGGCAUACAAAAAAAUUGGCGGCCCAUCAAAACUGCCCAAAGAUUUUCCAUGGCCCAUCCCAAAUCACUCCAGCCCACCCUAGCAGUUACUUUAUGACCGGUCCCUAAUAUCAGCAGGGCGACUCACAAGGGGAAAAAUUAAUAUUCUGCGGAGAACUAUUUCCACACGCACUGAUUAGGCAAGGGCGUAGCAAACUAUGGCGCCUGGAUACGAGGCUGCAGAAGGUACCUCCAUAAUAUAAGGGGCUAACUACAAAUUCAAAACUUAAUCUAAACCAAGUUUGAACAUUGGCUGCCUGCACAAAAACAAAAUAUACAGGCAUGACCAGAUGAUUCGUCUGUGCGUUUAUACACGGAAGAAUUAUCAAUUUUCCUUUGUCCAUGCAAGUUCGUCUUGACAGAUCAUCCACUUUAUACACAGACAGAUCAUCUGUCUGUAGUGUAAGACCGGCCAUUAUCAUUGAACGAUCCCUAACGACUCUUUUUCAGGACCUGAACUGCAAGGGAAGAACAGCUACCGUGUUCAUGAUCUUCUCUUGGACUUUGCACGAGGAAAGCUUCGCGAUACAAUAAUCGAAGUUCAAUACACGUUUCUUGAAGCGCUUCGUUCUCAAUGUAUGAAUGAAGAAUGGGCGAAAUUUCAAGGCAAUAAAGAGUAUCACUUUAGGUACGCAAUCCUUCAAAUACACUAGAAAUAUAUCAGUUUGGAGUAGGCACAUCGCAUGUUUACUAGAAUAAACUGGUUUAGCAUUAAAUUGAAAUUAAUUUAAAAUCGUAAUCACCUUCCUAGCUUGCAGUCUUUUUUUGUGUUGAUGUUCUAGUAGAGCUGAUCACCUGUCCGUAUUUAUUUAUUUAUGUUUAUAUUAUGUAUUUAUUUGUUUAUUUAUUAUUAAAUUUUGCCACAAUUGUUAAAUCAGGUCAGCUAGGACGCACAUAAUUCUGAUUAUUAUUAUUGUUACUAGGUAUUUACCCUAUCACCUACACUCGUCCGAGCAAUAUGGAGAACUACUUAAACUGUUCUUUGACUUUCAUUGGCUGCAACAGAAAGUAAAAGAGACAAAUUUGCCAUCUUUAAUUUCCGAUUUCCGUUUCUUGGGUACGGCUUCGCACGAAAUUAAACUGCUCAAAUCGUCGUUAAUGUUAUCUGCUGACGUCAUCGAGAAAACGCCCGAUUCUAUGGGUCCGCAACUGUUAGGUAAUAGUGAGCUUAAGCAAGCGACGUUUUUGUCAACCCGGACGUAACCCGAAAAUUGGUGUGUCUAAUUUUGGCGGCAUGUUAUCAUAGCGCUCGUGUAAGGAAGCAGAAAUCUUAUGUUUUGUCAUAUGUGUUGAAGAUUACCACAAACUGAUACAAACACAGUUUUCAAUUUUAUUUUUUUUAAUCCAGUCCCCUCGGCAAUCUGACGUUCGUGUUGACAAAAACGUCGCUUGCUUAAGCUCGCUAUAAUUCAAAUCAUAUACCGUAGUUUGCCGAAUAAAACUUGGGUUAGCUUCUCUUCUCUAAUCUUAAUACUAGCUGCCCUAAAAUGUUCUUCCUAUAGAGUCCAGUAAAUUAAAGGUCAUCUCAGUCUUACUGAUCCAGUGUUACUAGCGAAGGAAACCUAAACUAAAUUAACUUUAGUUGAAUUAGACUGUGUCUGUGGAGGUACAUAACGGUCAAUUCUUUUUCAUGCGGUCAUUACUGCAAAAGGAAUUCUAAACUGAAGGUCAAGCUUGGGUAACUCUAUCACCAAGAAUAUUAAAACAGCAAUAUCUCACCCAUACUAAUACUGAUGUAUUUUUGCAGGUAGAUUGCUAUCUUCUGCCAACGAACACCCAACUGUGAACGCCCUUAUAAAACGCGUUCGUGAAUCGUGUACAAAGACUUGCCAUAUUUUACCACUCUUUUCUUGCCUCUCCGAACCCGUUGGGCCACUGAUCAAGAUAUUUAGAAAGCAUACUGAUAAAGUACUAGCAUUACUUACGUCUGUUAGUUCAACUGGGACCACUGUUAUUUCUGCAUCAACAGACCGUUCAAUCAAGAUUCAUGAACUAGAAACGGGUUUGUAGCUUUAUCUCAUACCUAGCGUAUUAGCGGCCAUCCUAUUGGCUACGAGGAGGUGCGGCCAUCCUAUUGGCUACGAGAAUUCAUCUUUUGUGCUUAAUAACUUUCGAAAUACUAUUUCUAGUUAAACGCUUUUAGGCUUACUUCAAAGCCUGCUCUUUUCUCUUUCAAACAAAGUAUUAUCCUUGUCUCCAAUGCUAGUAAUAAUUGCACAGGAAAAGAUUUAGUAAAACCUAUCAUUUUUAGUUGCUGUUUAAUUAUGCAAGUUUACUAUGUUAUUGUUUAGUCGGUUUAAAUGUUAGAAUUUUCUUCUUUAAACUUUAAUGUUGUGGUCACUACAUCUGGAAAACCACAUAUAAGAACAAAUUAAAAGUAUUUUAAAAGAGACCAGGUUGUUUGAAAAUCCUAAACGAAUGCUAAAAAUCGUCGAAACAUUCUGGUGUCUGAGCCAGAGUGUCAUCGAAUUGCGAUGUAAUGUAAACAGAAAUUAUAGCAAGUUGAUGUCAGUCAGCUUAGAUGGUCCAAGCCAAAAUUAUAUCGCAUUUGAAGUUUCAAACUGAGUUAAAAAUAGUGGAAGAAAAGCCGUAAUUAUACUUAUUGUUACAAACAAACAGUUUUAUCACUUAUAACUCUAAUAAGUUUUUUGAAUAACUUAGAAACUGUUUUUUUACCGCGAAUAUGCUGGUUUUUAACCUAAUCUAAAUUAGCAUUAGUGAGUGUUUUAGUAACAAAUUAUAAGUCUGCGCAUACAGUACAUAUAUGUGAAUGUGUAUUUUUAAGUAUUUAGUCUAAUCUUAUUCGUUUUCUUAAACAAAUACAUGUAAAAUUAGUUUUAAUAUCCUUGUAAACCUAACAUAUUUCAGCAGUGGAAUUAGUUAUAUUCUGGAGCUGUAAGUUUUAGUGUCAAAUAAACUAUCAAACUAUCAAACUAUCAAACUUAUUACAUAUCUCAAAAAGUAUAUGUACAGUCUAUUAAAUAUUCAGGAUUUAAUUUUUGGGCAUCUACACUUGAUACUGCAUAACUAAUAUUUAUAUCCAGUAUGUGUUUGUAAACCAUGUGGACAAUUCAGGUAGCAAAUCAUGAAAUAUGCCCCAUGCCCCUUGUGAAUCUGGAGAAUCAUUCCAAUGACUAGUUCACAAUAUGUUCAUCUCUAGCCUUUGGCAACUAGCUGUUUUUCUUUACUAGCAGAUCAUGUAUACAUGGAUAAAAUAAGAGAAAUCUAUUUACCGUUUUACAGAUUAAUUUAAUUGUUUAUAUAAUCAUACUUGGAAUUCGGAUGAAUAUCUUUAUCUUCACACUGUAUAACAGCAACUUUUUCUCAUUAAUUUACAGUAACUUUCUAAACUCAGAUAUUCUCACAUGGGACAAAUACUUUAGUAUCGUUGUAUUGUUUACAAAUUAAAAUAUUAAAUUGAUUUCAUAAACUUCAAGAAUUCCUUGGGAAUUCUUAAGGAAUUCCUUUAAAAUUCCGUGAUAAUACGUGUGAUUGAUUGUCUAUAGUAAGGAAAUAUUAAAGGAAUUUCAGAGGAAAUUUUAGAAUUUAGAUAGUUGUAAUCAUGUGUGAGCACAUAUUUUGUGAAACUGUUUCAAAAUAAAAUUGCAUUUCAAUUAAUAAAGAAAUGCAAGAAUGUGAAAGAAACCAAAUUAUAUACAGAGAAACUUUAAAGUGGGAAAGAGAUAGGGUGGUGAAAUACGGUUAGUGUUCUAAAAUAUUGAAGCAUAUGGUUAAUAUAUGUUUAUGCAUGGGACCUGCCUCGUACCCAGGCGCUUACAUGAAGUAUUCAGGUAGGCAUCCGACGCGCGAAGGGGCUGUUGGGAAGGGUGCGUGCACUCUUCCCAUCAGCCCCUUCGCCAUCUCUCCCCACGACAAUACUUCAUGUAAACACGUCAUAUGGGCAUCACUGCUUUUUUACAAAGAGACGCCUGGGUACGAGGCAGGCAUGGGACUAGCAUAUUGCACUAUCUCGUGAAAAGGGAAUAUAGCGUUGAAUACAAACUAUAAAAACCCAUUCAUAUUUAAAUUUUACAAGUAGACAAAUUUUAAGCCUUCAGAUAACUAUAAUUCUUUAUAUAGUACCUUGCAAUUGUAGGGCUAACCCAUAAUAUAAAGGCAUGACUGUUGUGUGCUUUAAUUACUCCACAAGAAAUAAGGUGCAAGGGAUAUUGGUAAACAAGUAUUACCAAUCAAUCCUAUUCCCUUUUAAUUAUAAUGUCCACUGUGGUCAAAGCACUCUAUAAUAAUUAUUAUUUACUCUCUAACAGCAGAUGAUCUUACUCAUCAAGGGCAAUUUGUACCUUGAUGAGUAAUACGCAUACAAAAUACUAAACUGUUUCAUUACAUAUUUUAUGUCUGAACCUUUGACAUUGCAACAAAAUAGGUUUGGGUGGGGUAAAAAAUAGUGAUGGGCGAUACCGAGUACUUGGUAUUCGAUACCAGCGAUACCACAAACAGCGGUAUCGGUAUCGAUUACUGACGUGGUAUCGUUCGAUACUUGCACCCUUUUUUAAACGACAUGUUUAAUUUCACUUCUUGGUUGAAUAAGACUUAAUAAACCACUAAAAUAACUCUUAAUAUUCGGCCAAAUGUGGUGUGCCAAGUCAGGUAUAGAAAAUAUUUAUUACGUUUUGGGCUUUUGCAAUUGGUUUACUUAUAGCUUUAGUUGAGGUUACAUACAGUAAUGUAAAAUGUUUUUCCGCUGACCGGCAGGUAUCUAAAGUAGCCGAUACUAGCAAUUUAAGUACUCACUUCCGGUAUCGAAAAUUGAAAUUUUGUGUUUAUUUUGGUAUCAAAAUCGGUAUCGGCCGAUACCGAUCUUAAAAGUAUCGGUAUCGGUAUCGAAUUAAAAAUCCUGGUAUCGCCCAUCACUAGUAAAAAAAUUUUCUGGCAUUCCACCGGUGGGGUAGCUAGAAAUUUUGUUUCGAAAAAGGUGGGGUAAUGAUUUUUUCCGGCUUCAUUAUACUUUCUCUUCGGCCCCCACCCCUGCCAUAAAUAAUGACCGGUCCCUAAAAAUGUAAAAUGCGUAAAUUCUCCAGUACUUUUUACCGAAAUGACAUGUGAUAGAAAACAAACGGGAAACGUCCAGCCACCUUCGGUGCGUCCAAUCCUGGACUCACCUCCCUGCAAGUAUGUUUGUUAUAGUAUGACACUAGCACCUUAAUACCCCGCGUGGUAUUAUAAUUCGCACAACGGCAUUGGUACACGCGAAGUGAAACUGAUAAGCGAAAAAUAAUCUCCGCCCAAACGACGUUUGCUGCUGUAACAUACGCGACAAAUUGUCUAUAUAUGUCGGUAAACAUUUACCAUCGUCAGUGACAAAAAAGAGUGGGAUGAAUUUCUUGAAAACGUCAGGAAUCCAAUGUCAUUUUAACAAAAAACCUAGUGGUAAGCGACAGACGAAAUUAAAACUGCGCAAAAAUAUCGCAUUUAUGAUGAAAUUAAGUGGCGCGAAUUUAAAACUGAGCGCCAAAUUAGUACCGCGCGAAUUUGAAUACAAUAAGGUAAUUAUUUUGUGAGGACCACGUGCAGGUUUAUCAGCUAAUUUGCUGUCUGCUGUUGAGGUAUUUAUUUAAAUAAAGUUUUAUCUUUUUGAACAGGUAAAGAACUGCAAGUCCUCGAAGGCCAUACUAUGGCAGUGUAUUGUUUGGCUUUGUCACAUAGCGGCACAAUCCUGGCAUCAGGGUCUUAUGACUCUACCACAAGGCUCUGGAACUUGGAUAGCUAUGAAGAGCUCUUUGUGUUGCAAGGAGAAGGUGGUUUUGUAAAUGCGCUGGAUUUCAGUGCAGAUGACCAGCAUCUUUAUACCGGGUCGAAUGAUGGUCAGUAACAAUAUAUAAUCGUGAUUUUCGCCAAUUAAUAAACAUUCACAGAAAUAAAUAAAUUUAACGUAGUGCAAGUCCGAAAGGAAUUCAAAGUAUGUAUGUUGAAUUCCUUUUUAUCACCAUACAUUGUUGUCUAUUGGUGAAACUACUGUAAGAGUUAAUAUAAAUUAUGACAAAAAAGAUUUAAGAUAAUAUUGGCUGUUCCCUAAAAAAUCUGAAUGAUUUCUUAUUGUUUUUAUUGAAGGGAAACUGAGAAUCUGGAAUGUGGAAACGGGUGAACCGUUGGAUGCCAUUCCUGCACAUGAUGGACAUAUCCGUGGUCUGUGUAUGACUUUGGAUGGACGGUACAUUGCUACUGCGUCUCUGGACCACACUAUCAAGUUAUGGCGUGCUGAUACAUUAAAUAUUCAAGCCACUCUGAUUGGCCAUACUGAUACUGUGUACAGUGUAGUGGCAACACGUAUGUAAAUGCAAAUUAUUUGUUGAGGAACGUCUAUAAUUUAACUCAACGUUAUCGCAAUGGAAUUUACUUUAAAUUCUGGUUCGUCUUAAAAGUUAUGUAUCAUACACAGGAAGUCGUUUAUUAUAGUCAUUUUAAAAAACAUCAAACUAUGUAAAAUAAUUCUGUAAUACUUAUUUCAAAUCGCUAUAUUAACCUCUUCGUGUAUAUGAUAUAUCACUUAUAGUCAUUCUCUUUUAGGUUUAGGAAGCGGUAGUCCAAUGCUAGUCUCCGCAUCGGGUGACAAGACGUUAAAAAUUUGGAAUUUAACAACGUACCAAGAAGUUCGUACCCUUAGCGGACAUCAAGGCGAGAUCUACAGUGUUGCUGUGAGCCCGGAUUGCAAGCAUAUUAUAUCUGGGGGCAAGGACAUGAUUGUUAGACUGUGGUGCUUCCAAACUGGAAAAUUGCUUGUCUGUUUUAAAGGUCACAGUCAGUCUAUCAGGUGUGUUAUUUUGUAAUGCUUGACAACAGCCGCACAAAAAAGGUGGACUUGACAGAUUAGUCUUUUGGUUCUGUUCCGAUUCGUCCAUUCGAUCGACAAGAAUAGAUCGAGAUUCGUGAAUCAGCCUCAGUGUAUACUAUAAGCAGUUGACGGUAGGGGUGCACCGGAACCAGUUUUUUAAGUUCCGUCCGGAACCGGAUCCGGCCGGAACCGGAACUAAUUUAUUAAGCCAUAUAUAGUCAUAUGUUACUUUGUCCACUGCCAGACAGGCAGACACUUCAAGUCAUAAAGGAGAGAACUCGCAAAUGUUAGAAUAAAAAGAUUGACAAGCGUUAAACGUCAUAAUGAAGUGUUAGUAGUGUACAUUUCCCUUGCGUAGUCCAAAUUUCUUCCUACUGUGACCUUUUGUUAGACACAAAAACGUUUGAUAUUCUAUCUCUCUGAAAACAACAGAGUUCCGGUUCCGGCCAUGCUUUUUUUACUAGUUCCGGCCGGAACCGGAACUCUAAAAAAUCGGGGUUCCGGCCGGAACUAACCGGCCGGAACCGAGUUCCGGUGCACCCCUAGUUGACGGACGCGUAAAAUAUUUGUCCAGUGGUUCGAUUCUUCUAACCGUUGUCAACAAUUAAUUCUCUUAUAACAUUACAGAUCUGUGGCGAUAAUGUCCGAUGGUUCUAAAGCAUUGUCGGGCUCGCAAGAUGAGAGUUUUCGAGUGUGGGAUCUGGACACUAGUGUGUACUCGAAACAAAAUGGGUCACGUGGUCAUUUGGAAGACGUUAUCGACAUUGCAAUGACACGUGAUGGCUCGAGAUGUGUGUCUUCCUCCAUGGAUGGAACUUUGAAAAUUUGGAAAUGUGCGAGCGCGGAGGAGUGCUUCACUUUGCGAGGUAUUUUGCCCGAUAACCAGUUUACCCGAUAACCAAGUUAUCAGUCAGUAAUCAGUAAGGUGCUCUGUAGUAAGGGUAAUGCAGCGCAUGGAGUACUGUACCUAGUGUCCCAAAGGCAGUGAACUCUAUAUAUAUAUAUCUGGAAUGAUAACAGCGAGCGAAAAGUGAAGCCGACAGAAAAAUCACGACAUAAGUAUUCGUCAUUGUCUUCGUCAUCAACUGUUCAAGAACUUUCUUACAGUAUUAAAAAUCACUUACAUAUAUAAAAAUUUGUAAUUGUUUUGAAAGUUUUUAUCCAAGUUUUAUAUCUUUAUUCACUUUUAACUUGAAGAUGGAGUUACUAUACUCCGAAACGUAGGUAUUAAAAUAAUUUUUUACCAAGACCAUAUGGUCUAAUUUAUAUUCAAACCCACGUACAUAUUCAUUUACAUUUUGCUGGCAGGCAAAUUCCCAUCACACAAUAAAUUCUUUAAAAAAUAACGUACCAGUGUAUUGACUAAAAGCUAUAAAAUUAAAAAACAAUUCAAACAAUCGCGAAAAAUGGCAACGGCAAAGUCACAGUUGCAAGUCAAUUUACCUACCUGUGAAAUGAAAUUUUCUCGCAAGAAUAUCUCUUUCCUUGUGCAUCCAGAACGACAGUACGACACAAUAUAUUUGAAAAAGUGAUUCUUUUCUUCACACGGGAAAGUUUUCCUCGACUUUUUUUCCGACAGCGAACUCAAUGCAGUAAAUUUUAGGAGCAAAACAGUUUGCUCCUAAAAUGUAUUGCAUUGAGUUGGCCAUGUUUUUAAUUUUUUUUCGUGAUUGCGUUCAAAUUUAUACUGGCCGUGCAACGGUUUGUAAGAGGGGGAAUGAAACUGACGUCCAAUCCGCGUAAACCUGACGUUUGAGGGACUGAGACUGACGUCCAAUCCGCGUGAAAGACUGGUAUCGAGGCUUCAUUGUUUUCACAAUCAAAUGACUGAAUGUUAUCGUUCCAGAUAUAUAUAUAUAUAUAUAUAGAGUUCACUGCCCAAAGGUCGCGGGUUCGAUUCCCAGAGUAACAUCACAGACAGAACUCAGAGUAACAUCACAAACAUUGAUAGUAAUAGUUCAUUUGAGUACCGAUUAUAAGUCUCUUAAGAGUGUCUUCUUUAAAAUUUAUCCAGGUCACACGAAAAGAGCAAUAAGCGUUUCUAUCUCAACUGAUGGUCGUCACGUUGUGUCGUUAGCGAAAGAUUCUUUGAUCAAG